Anolis sagrei ordinatus is the source of this 626-nucleotide messenger RNA. RefSeq names its product 6-pyruvoyl tetrahydrobiopterin synthase-like. NCBI's taxonomy places the organism in Eukaryota, Metazoa, Chordata, Lepidosauria, Squamata, Anolidae. Gene Ontology annotation, biological process: tetrahydrobiopterin biosynthetic process. The record is from RefSeq and is a predicted model, not a curated record. Gene Ontology annotation, cellular component: mitochondrion. Gene Ontology annotation, molecular function: 6-pyruvoyltetrahydropterin synthase activity.
GGCUGGCUACAGUUGCCGCUACUGCGCAUGCUCAGUGCCUCCCACCUCUUGAUGUUGCCAUGACGCCGCCGGUACGCAAUUCGGGGCCUCCUCGCUUGGCUCGGAUUUCCCGCUGCGUCUCCUUCAGCGCCUCCCACCGGCUCCACAGUAAGUCGCUGAGCGACGAAGAAAACCGGGCGCUCUUUGGGAAAUGCAACAACCCCAAUGGACACGGGCACAACUACAAAGUGGAGGUAACUGUACGUGGAAAGAUUGACCCCGUGACAGGGAUGGUGAUGAACCUCACCGAUCUCAAGGACUACAUGGAGGAAGCCAUCAUGGAGCCUCUUGACCACAAGAACCUAGACAAGGACGUCCCCUACUUCAUGGACACAGUCAGCACAACGGAGAAUGUCGCUGUAUUCAUCUGGGAAAACCUCCAGGAACGCUGCCCUCAAGGGAUGCUUUACAAAGUCAAAGUCUAUGAAACGGACAAGAACGCUGUGGUUUACAAGGGGGAAGGGGCCGCUUAGGAGACGGCAAGUCACGAAUCGCAGGAUGCUUUUGAUCCGCGGAGCGGGGAAAUCAGACCGUGCAGUCGUACCCUUGGCAAGUCUUCGGAUGUGUCAGAAGGCAUCUUUUUCUUG